Molecule: messenger RNA, 2702 nt
Organism: Linum trigynum
Lineage: Eukaryota; Viridiplantae; Streptophyta; Magnoliopsida; Malpighiales; Linaceae
Source: the annotation of a GenBank genome assembly
GUGACCACCUUCGUGAGACAAGCACUCAAAAGUUUGAGAGAGAAAUUUAUGGAUGUGGCAACAACAAAGUUUACCUCUAUUGAAGCAGGUUAAGGAGCCAUCAAGCAAGCCUUCAAAACUUGGAGUUGCGAAUUGGCAAUCUUGCAUGGAUCCUCACCGAGAGUCCAAGGGAAGCCCUACCCUCUCAAACCAUUGUCAACCCAAUGUCCAUGAAACUGUACCGUACCGGCGGUUCAACCACGAAAUACCAGUAUUGGAGGCUAAACCAAUAGGCGCUAUUUAUCGGUAUAACGGUUGAACUACGGUUAUACCACGAUUUUACCAUAAAAUACCCUACGGUUGACUUUCCCGAUAUGGUCUCUGGUACGGUUUCAUGGACCAUGUGUCAACCCCAAAGAUCAAAAUUUUGGUUGCAAUGUUAUUCUUUUGAGGAGUGGGAAGGUUACCCCAGAGGUUGUUCCUAAGGAAGUGAAUGAAGAAGAGAAGAACCCCCCCCCCCCCCACAACGACCAAUGGUCACGAAGAAGUGGGAGAAACGAAAGAAGAACCUAAGAAUGCAUUGCCGAUGCCACCACAAGUGGCUGAUUGCAAGCCUCCUCUUCCUUUCCCCACAAGGGUGUACAAGGACCGAUUGGAGGCGGAAUGUGGUGGAUUCAUGGAUAUACUCAAGAAGCUCUGCAUCACCAUUCCAUUCUUAGAGGCCAUGGUGCACAUGCCGAGGUAUGCCAAAUACCUCAAGGGGCUUCUCGCCAAGAAGACGAAAUAUGAAGACCUCGCCAAUGUCACCUUAGGGGAGGAGUGCUCCACCUGUAUCCUCAACAAGUUGCCUAAAAAGCAACCAGAUACAGGUAGUUUCACUAUACCUCUUUGCAUCGGAAAUCAUCAUAUAGAAAAAUCCUUGGCGGACUUAGGAGCAACCAUUAAUGUGAUGCCUUACAAGUUUUUAGAAAGUUGCAUUUGGGUGAAUUGAAGUCCACUCACUAGGCUUAGUGUCACAUUGGCUGAUCGUUCUGUCAUUAGUCCUAGGGGUAUUGUGGAGGACGUCCUAGUGAGAGUUGGCAAUUUCUAUUAUCCGACGGAUUUUGUUAUCCUUGAUAUUGGUGAAGAUGUGGAUAUGCCACUCAUACUAGGAAGCCCCUUCCUUUCCACCGCCAAGGCCUCAAUCGAUGUUAAUGAGGGAACUCUUAUUUUGGGAGAUUGAGAUGAGCAACUCACUCUUUCAAUUGAUCCUAUGGUUAAGAAUGAUGUUGUGAAUGAAAUGGUCUCGAGUGGUAUGAAUUUGGAGGUGAGCCUCUCAAGGAAAACCCCACUAGUGUGUGUGUUCCAUUUGACGAUGAGGUGCAGAAAACCCAGGUGGGUACUAAGCCCGUAGGAAAGAAGAAGAGAGCGUGGAGGGAUAGUCUUAUCCGAGCCUCCUCCCAACCAAAGAUAAGGGUAAGGUGAAGGUGUCAGGCCAAGAAGGCAACCCUAUGGAGCUAAAUGUAGGAGGUGACAAGCCUUGCCCCGAGACCAUGAUGGAUCCACUCUCAGUGGCUUCAUGCCCUCAAGCAUAAUAGAUCCGCAAUGUCGAGCUAGUGACGUUAAACUAGCGCUUGUUGGGAGGCAACCCAACGACGGUUCAUUUUCUUUUCUUAUUUUUCUCUUUUUGUGUGUGAAGAGUUCAAGUUUUAGAUUUGGGUAUCACCGUGCCAAGUGUCUAUGGUUUUGCAUUUUUGGAUGUGUUGUGAUCGAAUUAGGGACACAAUUGAGUAGAUCGAGUCAAAUAUUUUUGGGAGUGCCCUGUUUUUCACUCAGUUCACGGUUUGUGCUUCUAGUUGAUGGUCUUAGUGACCAUGAGCUGGUGCCUCCAUCCGUAAACUGAGGGCAGUCCCCCUGUUUUCAAAACUCAUUGUUUAACCCCAAUUCACGGGUUGAGCAUUAUGUUCACGGUCUUAAUGACCGUGAACUGGCUCCUCCUUCCGUGAACUGAUGGUUCUACCUAUAAAAGGGUUGCUGGCUCAUUUCACCAUUCUAGAUUAUUUGAAAAAGGUUUAGGUCGUUACUUUAGCCGUAUUGUGUUUUAUUUUGUGUGUGUUUACCCACUCUUCGCUUUGGAGGGUGGUUUGUGUGUUUGUUUGUUUGAUUUUGUUUUUGUGUUUUUGUCAUUGUAAGUUGAAUCAUGGAACCUAAUGGCUUCUACAACAUGUGGAGGUAUCCACAACCACCCUAAUGGGGGUACCCCAAAGCUUCAUGGAGUGACCAAGAAGGUGGAAGCCAAGGAGUUGGGCUCUAUGAUCAACCUCCCUUCCUAGAAGAAGAACCAUACCGUUGGGGUUAUGAAGAGGCUUCCCCAUAUAAAAAAGAUUUCCCUCCACAACUCGAGGAGAAUCCAAGUUGGAGUUGGCAAUGGAAACUUUCAUGGGACAAUCCACAAGACCAUUUUCCACUCCAUCACUAGAGCCAAAGAGCCAAUUGGAGCUCAUGAUGGACCGGUUUGCUCAAGGCACCGCUGAAGGGUGCUCAAACUUGGAUCUCCCCCAACCCGAAGUGAAGUCUAAGUUGGAGCAUGCCAUGGAGAAAUUUGAAAGAACAAGCUCCAACAUGGAUUUCCAACCCCUCCCUCCUUCCGGUUUGACACUAGAAGAGAAGAUGGCACGACCUUGUGCAAGCUAUCGACUCUCAUCAUUGGAGAUGAAAGAGGAGAUUAAAGGAGCUAUCAAUUA